Trachemys scripta elegans is the source of this 1277-nucleotide messenger RNA. RefSeq names its product heparin binding growth factor (gene HDGF). Gene Ontology annotation, cellular component: nucleus. Gene Ontology annotation, biological process: regulation of transcription by RNA polymerase II. The record is from RefSeq and is a predicted model, not a curated record. Gene Ontology annotation, molecular function: transcription coregulator activity; double-stranded DNA binding. Bases 290 to 1000 code for a protein of 236 amino acids. Lineage: Eukaryota; Metazoa; Chordata; Testudines; Emydidae. The transcript has 6 exons.
CGGGAGGGGGGGUGGGGAAGGGAGGGAGCAAUUGAAUUUCAAACACAAACAACUGCAUGGGGCACCGACCCGUCUCCCGGGAGCCAACCUGCUGCUAGCACCACCUGGGCGCCGCUGGCUCCCGUCCCCCCCCACCCCCGCCCCCAGGCCGCUUGCUCUCCGGAGGGGUGGGGGAGAGCUGCCUGCCGGAUCGCUGGGUUUUGCCUCCAAACUUCACCCUCCUCCCCCCCACACACACACCUAAGCCCCCACCCCCCCACUUUCCAGCAGCCUGGCGCUCAAGGCGAAGAUGUCCCGGUCCAACAGGCAGAAGGAGUACAAAUGCGGGGACCUGGUGUUUGCUAAGAUGAAGGGCUACCCCCACUGGCCUGCUAGGAUCGACGAGAUGCCAGAAGCCGCCGUCAAAUCCUCCUCCAAUAAAUACCAAGUCUUCUUCUUCGGGACCCAUGAAACGGCGUUCCUGGGUCCCAAAGACCUCUUCCCCUACGAAGAGUGCAAGGAGAAGUUCGGGAAGCCCAACAAACGGAAAGGGUUCAGCGAAGGCUUGUGGGAGAUCGAGAACAACCCGACCGUCAAAGCCUCUGGGUAUCAGCCGACCCAGAAGAAGAGCUGCCCGGAGGACGCCGAACCUGAGCAGGAGCCGGAGGGCGACGGUGAGAAGAAAGGCAACGCGGAGGGCAGCAGUGACGAGGAGGGCAAGCUGGUGAUCGACGAGCAAACCAAGGAGAAGAACGAGAAGGCUGGGAUCAAGCGGAAAGCGGAAGAUGCCUUGGAGGACUCCCCUAAACGCGCCAAAGAGGCGGAGGGCCAGGAAGGGGAGAAGAAAGUAGAGAACGAAGAAGGCCCCAAGGAGGGAGAGAAACAGAAGCCCAGCCCCGCCGAAGGGGAGAAAGAGAAGAACAGCGACCCCGCUGGAGUCCCGGACGCGAGAGAGGCCAAGCCAGAGGGGAAGGAGAAAGCCGCCGCGGAGGAAAUCAGAGAUCACAAGGAGAGUCUGUAGCUGGCCGGCCUUUCCAAGCUGAGCUGAUCGUCUGGGCUGUUCCUUUCCCGCUGGGCUCCCUGGGUGCUAAACAGUUUCGUUCCUCAUCGGCUCGUCGCAUCUGCAAUUCAGGAAAAAAGAAAUAAAAAGAAACCAGUAACACGAACCAUCCCGUCUCUCCUCCCCCCCCUCUCCCCUCCGCCCACCCGUAGCAGGGCGCAUGCUUGUAAUAGUGAUUUCUAGGGGGCGCUGAUCAGUUGAUUUGAAAUAAAAGCGAUUCAUGCCUUUUUAAAAUGUU